CUCAACGGGAAUAGUUGUUCCUUCAGUCUGUUUUUUGUUCAUCGCGUAAGGCCUUAUGCAGUUGUGCAGAUAAGGCUUCAGUUUAUCUAUCCACAUUUGUUUUCUGUAAUUUAAACACAGUUUUGUUUGAUCGGUUGCUAGCUGGCUAGCUCUGAUCGCCUUGGAAAAGUAAUCGUUUCGCUGAUACUGUUAGCCUAGCUAAUUAUCCUGCGAAGAGAUCAUAGAGCUGUAGGUUCUUUUAGCCAUUUAUUUUCAUGGACACCAGGCCAACUAAUUGGCCUUUGUUCAGUAAAUCCAAAAUCAUUUUUUGACUCACACGGACAGCUACUUCAGUGACAUUUCAGGCGCUGUAUUUUCCGAGCUUUGCCUUCUUAGCUCGUAUUAUACCCAAAGGAGAAGUCCAAACAAACAAAGAAGGUUUUGUACAGAGGCUAGGUUAGCUAGCAAAAUAUUGCUGGCUGGCUAGCUGGCUUGCUAGCUACGUUAGCUAAACAGUGCAGUUGCAUUGAUUCAAAGUUAGAUAAUCAGCCGAAUAUCUUCCAAAGAUGGCUCAACACAGUACUUCUCAGGUUGCUAGCUCGCAAAAAGCUUUAAUGCUUGAAAUGAAAAGUCUUCAAGAGGAACCUGUCGAAGGAUUCAAAAUAACACUGGUGGACGAAGCUGACAUGUACAACUGGGAAGUAGCCAUUUUCGGACCCCCCAACACACAUUACGAAGGAGGAUAUUUUAAGGCCAGAAUCAAGUUCCCCAUCGAUUAUCCAUAUUCUCCACCAGCCUUCCGUUUCCUCACCAAAAUGUGGCACCCCAACAUCUAUGAGAAUGGUGACGUGUGCAUCUCCAUCCUGCACCCCCCAGUGGACGACCCCCAGAGUGGAGAGCUGCCCUCAGAGAGGUGGAACCCAACGCAGAACGUCAGGACCAUCCUGCUGAGUGUGAUCUCGCUGCUGAAUGAGCCCAACACCUUCUCUCCAGCCAACGUGGACGCCUCCGUCAUGUACCGCAAGUGGAGGGACAGCAAGGGCAAGGAGCGGGAGUACGGAGAAAUCAUCAGGAAACAGGUGUUGGCCACUAAAGCGGAUGCGGACCGUGAUGGCGUGAAGGUGCCCACGACGCUGGCGGAAUACUGCGUGCGCACGCGAGCCCCGGCCCCUGACGAGGGUUCCGACCUGCUGUACGAUGAUUACUAUGACGACGACGAUCUGGAGGACGAGGACGACUGCUGCUACGCCGAAGACGACUCCGGCAACGAGGAGUCAUGACGCCAUGGGGACGCGUGAUCUCUACGCAAACGACCCCCCCCCCCAUCUCACGACUCCCCCAU
Messenger RNA from Engraulis encrasicolus (European anchovy), 1321 nucleotides. Its product is annotated as ubiquitin-conjugating enzyme E2 R1. The coding region runs from base 546 to 1259 and encodes 237 amino acids. The transcript is spliced from 5 exons. Gene Ontology annotation, biological process: ubiquitin-dependent protein catabolic process; protein polyubiquitination. The record is from RefSeq and is a predicted model, not a curated record. NCBI's taxonomy places the organism in Eukaryota, Metazoa, Chordata, Actinopteri, Clupeiformes, Engraulidae. Gene Ontology annotation, molecular function: ubiquitin conjugating enzyme activity.